GGGGGGGGGAAGGAAAUAAUUGAGAAAGUGUCCUCUGCUACUGCUUAUCGCCCUCUGCUAAAGUUUCAAGCUUUUCCCCCCCAUCUCUCUCGCUCGCUCCCCUGUUUCCUUCUCCUUCGCUGUUCGUUAUCCGUCGUAUUUUAUUUAUUCAUUUCUCAUUCUCCAUUUUGGCCUGACCGUUACGGAGACCAAAACAAACCGCGUAUUCCUUCCUUGUUCCUUUCUCCCUCGUCGUCUUCUUUUCCCCUCGGCAGCCAGAGAGAAACAGAAUAGACUCUGCCACACAGAUUAUCGUUACAGAGACCUGACAAAAAAGAUUAAUAAUAAUUAUUAUUAUUAUGGCGUCGGUCUAUCCGGCGGGUGUCGUGUUAGUCGCAGCCGUGCUGAUUCAGUCAGCGCUGACGGUGGUCGGAGUUACGGGCGGCGGCGGUGUUGGGUAUUUCCCUGCGGCGUUGAUGCUGGAGCGGGGAAUUCCGCAGCCGGGUCGUAGAGUGGGUCUGGGUCAGCUGAGUGCGCGAGACAGUGUCCGACAUCGGAGAAUGUUGCAGUCCACCUCCGGCGGUGUCGUGGAUUUCCCUGUUCAGGGGACAUUCGAUCCUUUCCUCGUCGGGCUGUACUAUACAAGAUUACAAAUAGGUUCUCCACCGAAGGACUUCUAUGUACAGAUAGAUACAGGCAGUGAUGUUCUGUGGGUGAGCUGUAACAAUUGCGAUGGUUGUCCUGUUUCAAGUGGCCUUCAGAUUCCCAUGAAUUUCUAUGACUCCGAUAGCUCAUCAACCGCUUCGUUGAUAUCUUGCACGGACGAAAGAUGUGUUGUGGGACUGGAAGCUGCAGAUUCCGGGUGCUUAGAGAACAAGAAUCAAUGUGGUUAUACUUUCCAAUAUGGCGAUGGUAGUGGCACAUCGGGGUAUUAUGUAGCUGACAUGUUGCAUCUUGAUACGAUUGCUGGGGGAUCUGUGACUACUAAUUCAACUGUUCCUAUUGUGUUCGGGUGUAGCAUCUUGCAAACUGGGGACUUGAAGAAGCCAGAUAGAGCAGUUGAUGGGAUCUUUGGUUUCGGACAGCAAGGGAUGUCUGUGAUCUCCCAACUUGCUUCACAAGGAGUAUCGCCAAGAGUGUUCUCCCACUGUUUGAAAGGCGACGAUGCGGGUGGUGGUAUAUUGGUUCUUGGAGAAAUUGUGGAGCCAAAUAUUGUCUAUACUCCACUUGUUGCAUCGCAGCCUCACUAUAAUGUGAAUCUGCAGAGCAUAUCGGUGGGCGGCCAAACUUUGGCCAUCGAUCCAUCGGUUUUUGGCACAUCAGAUAACAAAGGAACCAUAGUUGACUCGGGAACAACCUUGGCGUACCUUGCAGAUGCAGCUUAUGAUCCUUUUAUUAACGCAAUAAAUAGUGUGGUUUCACAAACCGUGCAGCCGAUUGUUUCAAAGGGGCAAAUAUGUUACUUGAUGACCGCAAGUGUUAACGACAUCUUUCCUCAAGUUAGCUUACACUUCUCUGGUGGUGCAUCCAUGCUUUUCAAUCCUCAAGACUACCUUGUGCAACAAAAUUCCGUUAAUGGUGCUUCAGUGUGGUGCAUGGGUUUCCAGAAACUGCAUGGUCAAUCAAUAACAAUAUUAGGAGAUAUCAUUCUGAAAGACAAAAUCUUCGUUUACGACCUAGCUAAUCAACGGAUCGGAUGGGCUAAUUAUGACUGUUCAACAUCGGUCAAUGUUUCAACGAUUGAAAACACUGGCAGAACAGAAUUCGUGGACCCAGGGCAGCUGGGCAGCAACGGUUCACAGCAAAAUGCACAUCUAAACAGACUGAUACUACAAACUGCUGUGAUCAGUUUCCUACUUCAUCUGCUUUCGCUUAGAAGCUGCCUGUUCUUGUAGCACAUACCUUGCUAACCAGUUAGUAUUCUUUCUUCCACUCUCAUCAUGGCUCAGUCGGUCUAUAUAUUUAGUGUGACCGGCAGCAGUAGGCCCUCACUGAUUGAUUUGUCUUGACAAUGGCUGCAGCUUGACUGCUGGUGUUGAAAACUGGAAAUAUAUGUAUAGGUCUUUUCCUUAGUUUCCCCCAUGUUUAAAGAUCUUGUUUUGUUAUCUAUGUAAAGGUUAUACAUUCAUACGUAUAGAGUAGGUCAGUAGGCCAUGAUUUUGCUACACAUCAGGUGAGUUUGAUGUAUCUUGGUACCAUUCAAUUUGAAACCAUAGCAUUGAUCCAUUCAUAAUUUCACAUUGUUUGGUAAUUUCCGAGCCCCUCACCAAUACGCUUAAAGGUCCACGUUCGUGGAUGAGCCAUUGCGCGACCUGUUCCACUAUUUUGAUCUUUUCAGGGGGAGAUCUUCUGACAACUCCAGUGUUGGCGAACCUUUCGCCUCCUCCUCCUUUCUCGAUAUCCCCAAUGCUCAUAGCUAGCUCAGGAGACCACUGCUGAGGAAGCAUAUACACCUGAGUUGCUUGUAUGAUGUGCUAGGGUUUAGACUCGAGAUAAUGCUACAUGUCUGCUAUACAGUAUCCUGACGUCUAAACCGACACUGCCAUCGAUCGGCAUAUUCAAAACUGUAAUCAAUGACAAUAGUUCCCAACCAAAUGCAGAGUCACUAAGAACUCAAUUUCAAUCUUGGUGUAGUAAUACAGCCUUGAAUAACAAAGAACGGGAACAAGGCAAGGAAAUGCCAGAGUAAUGAAAUAUGCUCUGAUGGCUAUAUUUACCCCAAUGAGUAAAGGAUUGAAAAAAGGUCCCCCUUUUUUGACA
This is a messenger RNA of Linum tenue, 2739 nucleotides long. The record is from the annotation of a GenBank genome assembly. Lineage: Eukaryota; Viridiplantae; Streptophyta; Magnoliopsida; Malpighiales; Linaceae.